CAUGGCUCCGGAGCGGCGGCAGGAGCAGCUCGUGAGCGCUGUGGGGCGAGACGGGGCGAGACGGGAAGAAAGAACAGUGCUUUGCCCCUGAGGAAAAGGAGAGGGGGGGCUUUUUGUGGGCGGGAAGACGCCCCUGCCUCACGCAGUCGACCUCUCCUUCUCGCGCUUAGUAAAUACCCGGGGCCCUCGCUUGUCUUUUAAAUCCGAAAUAGGCGCGCACCGCGGCGGUCUUCCUAAUGCGUGGAGAACUUUUGCGCCUUUAGGUUUGCGAGUGAGGGAAGAAAGGUCAGAAGCGCAGACCUGCCCGCUCCCGCUCCGGCUCUCUUCUCCAUCGGUAGCCAACACUCCCGCCUUGCCUCGAGGAGCGCGCGCCGUCGCUCGCCUGCCUUACCCUCCUUGAGCUCGAGCCCUAGCAGCAAGGCGCGCGAGAAGCCCGGGGAACGGCGGGGGCUGAAGGAGGGCCUUUUUGAGGCGCGCGUUGCUCAGCCCCGGUGCAGGUGCAGAGGCUCCCACGCGCCGGAGGAGGAGGAGCCAGGCAGAGCGAGCCCCGAGCCCCUUCCCUUCCUUUCCCAGGGAGGACUUUUCUCCUCCGAAGGGGUGGGGAGGUUGCGCGUAAGCUUGGACCUCGGUUUCCCUAGCAAAGGAUUCACUCCUUUCUUGGUUAGGUUUCUCCGAGUUCUUCCUCUCCGUCGUGCCGAAAGAGAAUGACUCCCCCUGGGGCAACCGGGUGGGUUUCACGGCUCAGGUGGCGCCAGACCCCAGACCUUCCACACGCCAGCGAUACUACUACACCAGAAAGAGCGCACUCCUCGGCUUCUGUUUCAUCUAUGCGUCCUCCUCCACAGCGUCCUCUUUUUGUUGGAUAAGAGAAACAUGUUUAGGGUGGUGUAAACUAUGGCCCAGUUCUAUUACAAGAGAACCGUCAGUGCCCCGUACAGAGAUCGCAUCCCACUUCGCAUUGUGCGAGCCGAGUCUGAAUUGUCACCUGCUGAGAAAGCCUAUUUGAGUGCGGUGGAGAAAGGAGAUUAUGCCAGUGUGAAGCAAGCCCUGGAGGAAGCGGAAAUUUAUUUCAAGAUCAAUAUUAAUUGCAUUGACCCCCUUGGAAGGACGGCUCUCCUUAUUGCAAUUGAAAAUGAAAACCUAGAGCUCAUAGAGCUGCUCUUGAGCUUUAAUGUUUAUGUGGGGGAUGCCCUGUUGCAUGCCAUCAGGAAGGAAGUGGUUGGCGCUGUUGAACUGCUGUUAAACCACAAGAAGCCCAGCGGGGAGAAACAGGUUCCACCUAUACUUCUGGACAAGCAGUUUUCAGAAUUUACACCAGACAUUACUCCCAUUAUCCUGGCUGCCCAUACAAACAAUUAUGAGAUCAUAAAACUUUUAGUACAGAAGGGUGUUUCUGUCCCCCGACCUCAUGAAGUCCGUUGUAACUGUGUGGAGUGUGUCUCCAGCUCAGAUGUGGACAGCCUUCGCCAUUCCCGUUCAAGGCUGAAUAUCUACAGAGCUCUUGCCAGUCCAUCGUUGAUUGCCCUAUCAAGUGAGGAUCCUUUUCUUACAGCUUUUCAGUUAAGCUGGGAACUUCAGGAGCUAAGCAAAGUGGAAAAUGAAUUUAAAUCUGAAUAUGAGGAACUGUCUCAGCAAUGUAAGCAGUUUGCAAAAGAUCUCUUGGAUCAGACCCGAAGUUCCAGGGAAUUGGAAAUCAUCCUUAACUACAGAGAUGAAAGCAGCCUUAUAGAAGAGCAGAGUGGCAAUGAUUUGGCAAGAUUAAAACUGGCAAUUAAGUAUCGCCAGAAAGAGUUUGUUGCCCAGCCAAAUUGCCAGCAGCUUCUUGCCUCUCGCUGGUAUGAUGAGUUCCCUGGAUGGAGAAGGCGCCAUUGGGCUGUGAAGAUGCUGACUUGUGUCAUCAUUGGAUUCCUUUUCCCUGUCUUCUCUGCCUGCUAUCUGAUUGCUCCCAAGAGCCCACUGGGGCUGUUUAUCAGGAAGCCAUUCAUCAAAUUUAUCUGCCAUACUGCAUCCUACUUGACUUUCUUGUUUCUCCUGCUGCUUGCAUCACAGCACAUCGACAGGUCAGAUCUGAACAUGCAGGGGCCGCCACCAACCAUUGUCGAAUGGAUGAUAUUACCGUGGGUCCUGGGGUUUAUCUGGGGUGAAAUCAAGCAAAUGUGGGAUGGUGGCCUUCAGGAUUAUAUCCAUGACUGGUGGAACCUGAUGGAUUUUGUAAUGAACUCCUUAUAUCUUGCAACAAUAUCAUUAAAAAUUGUUGCAUUUUCAAAGUACAGUGGGCUACUCCCAAGACAGAGCUGGGAUAUGUGGCACCCAACCCUGGUGGCUGAGGCCCUGUUUGCUAUUGCAAACAUUUUUAGUUCUCUCCGCCUAAUCUCAUUAUUCACUGCAAAUUCUCACCUGGGACCAUUGCAGAUCUCCCUUGGAAGAAUGCUGCUGGACAUUUUAAAGUUUCUGUUCAUCUACUGCCUUGUGCUGCUAGCUUUUGCAAAUGGACUCAACCAGCUAUAUUUCUAUUAUGAGACUACUGAAACUGAUCGCUGCAAAGGGAUAAGGUGUGAAAAUCAAAACAAUGCAUUUUCAACUUUAUUUGAAACUCUCCAGUCACUGUUUUGGUCUGUCUUUGGACUCAUCAACCUCUAUGUCACCAAUGUUAAAGCACGCCAUGAAUUCACUGAAUUUGUUGGGGCCACUAUGUUUGGUACCUACAACGUCAUCUCUCUGGUCGUCCUGCUCAACAUGUUGAUAGCCAUGAUGAAUAAUUCCUACCAGCUCAUUGCUGAUCAUGCAGACAUUGAAUGGAAAUUUGCACGAACAAAACUCUGGAUGAGUUACUUUGAAGAAGGGGGAACUUUGCCCACUCCCUUCAACGUCAUACCAAGUCCCAAAUCUCUCUGGUACCUCAUCAGAUGGCUAUGGAGACAAUUGUGCAGGAAAAAGAUUAGAAGGAAACCUGAAAGUUUUGGAACUAUUGGGAGACGUGCUGCUGAUAAUUUGAGAAGGCAUCAUCAGUACCAGGAGGUCAUGAGAAAUCUGGUUAAGAGAUAUGUGGCAGCAAUGAUAAGAGAUGCUAAAACUGAAGAGGGGCUGACUGAAGAAAAUUUUAAGGAGUUAAAGCAAGAUAUUUCUAGUUUCCGCUUUGAAGUCCUGGGUCUGCUAAAAGGAAACAAGCUGCCUAAUUUGCAGUCCUCAAAAAACAGCAGAGAAUCUUCUUCUUUGCCAGAGUCUGAUGAAGGCAGUGAAAAUGGAGGAAACGAGAAGGUUAAAAAGAAGCCCCUUAGCCUCUUUGACUUAACUACAAUGAUUCGGCCCAGAGUUGUGACCAGAGCCUCUGGAGCACACAGCCAGAGCAAUGGGUCAGCAAUGGUGGCAUUGGAGGCCACCAAGGAAAAGGAAAAGAAAGUGAACUUUAAGGCUGAUGCAAAGAAGUUUGGGUUCUUCCACAGACAGUCAAAAAACAGCUCCACUGACCACAGUACAAACAAAAUCUACUCCAUUUCAGAAGAAGUUUCGCGGCAACAAGCAGAAGAACAAAGUGAGAAAGUCCCUGGAAUUGGAGAGAAAACAUUAGUUGUGAACUGUGAACUAAACAUUCAGGAUGUCGGUGGAAAGUGCACAGCGGCCACUAAAACACAAACUGAAAAUGAGACUUUAGAUUCUGUCUUGGAUGACAAAGCUACUUCUUCUGAAACAAAGAAGGCUAUGAUUCAGGACUUGGAUCUGACCAUACCAAAGGAUUUGAUGGAGAAAGAGCAGGAUAUCAAUAGUGAUUCCACUGUGAAACAAGAGACAAUUAUUCAGGAAAAUUACUUGACCACAAGAUUGUGAUGACAGCAGCCUGAGCUUAAAAAUACAUAUAUUACAUUAUUUGGGAAGAUACUUAAAACUACAUCAGACAAUAGAAAAGCAAAGCAUUCAGAAUUGUUGGAGAUGAACUUGUAACAUAAUUCUAUGAAGGAAAAUAAAGAGAAAAACCUUCUGUUUUGUAGCCUGCUUUAGCUUUCACAAUUUCUUUUACAUUUUUUUAUUAAAUGGGAGCAUCUUGUAUUCUUGUACUGUUGCAAUAACCCACAGAAACUUUUUAGCUAUCUUUUUUCAAUUUGAAAGAAAUGCAAUUUCUCUGUGAUAGUUAAUGCCUAUGGUAAAUAUUUUUCUAUGCAAAUAAAUGUAGCUUAACAAAAUGUGAGCCUUAUGGACCUUUUUUAGGAUUCUUAAUUACAAUAUAUGGGCAGGCUUAAGAAUUCUAGGUGUUUUCUGUUCAAAAAAUAUUUUAGUAGUUUAGAAAUGUUAAGUUACAAAUAAAAUUUGAAACAAAGACCAAAUUAAUUUAUUGAAAGUGGUUAAAAUUGUAAUUUACAGCUCAUUAAUCAUGUUGCUAAUUCUGUUAGUAUCCCCUAUAUGAUUUGGUUUUUCUGCACAUAAUAAAUAGUAAAGGUAAAGGUUUUCCCCUGACAUUAAGUCUAGUCAUGUCCAACUCUGGGGAUUGGUGCUCAUCUCCAUUUCUAAGCCGAAGAGCUGGUGUUGUCCAUAGACAUCUCCUAGAUCAUGUGGCCGGCAUGACUGCAUGGAGCGCUGUUACCUUCCCGCCAGAGCAGUACCUAUUGAUCUACUCACAUUUGCAUAUUUUUGAACAUCUAGGUUGGCAGAAGCUGGGGCUAACAGGAGUUCACCCUGCUCCCCGGAUUUGAACCACCAACCUUUUGGUCAGCAGCUCAGCGGUUUAACCCGCUACACUGCUGAACUUACAGCUGAUAUUACAACUGAAUUUCCUAAAUUUUUAACUAGCACCAUAGUAAUAGAAAAUAUUGUUUCUUUAUUGGGAGUCGUCCAUUCCAAAUAACAUGGCUCCAGGAAAAUUUCCAACCAACAAACGUGUUUAUUUUCUUAACCUUGCAUAUAUCUCUCUGUGGAAUGAUUGAAAGAAAAAUGGACUCGACUUUUCAAAGCUUCCCUGCCAAUUCUUACAGCAGGAGUUCUGCCCUCCUCAGAGACAGCCAGGGAAGUGUGUAUUUACAUGUCUGGAUUAAUCGAUCACAAACCAAGGUAGAUCUCUGCAUUGUUGAGAGGUGUCUUUACUCCCUUCUGUUUUUAUUGUUCCAGGGUGUUUCAUUGGACUGCUUUAAAAUAUUCCCCUUUGAAAUACUACAAAAUUAUGACAAUCAUUAGAAAUCUCUUAAAAAACCAACCUUGACAGAUCAGCCUUCUUGCUGAGAUGUUAGUAGCCUCUUCUCUGACUGUUUGCACAAUAAAUUUGUUGGUUUUGAAAUGUAUAUUAUUAAUCUGAGAGUAUUUUCAUAUGUCAUUUCCUGUCAGCAGUUUUUAAAAUUAAAUUAUCUGUUUCUUUAUCA
Messenger RNA from Anolis carolinensis (green anole), 5345 nucleotides. It is a transcript of the gene trpc4, whose product is annotated as transient receptor potential cation channel subfamily C member 4. Gene Ontology annotation, biological process: regulation of cytosolic calcium ion concentration; calcium ion transmembrane transport. The coding region runs from base 895 to 3825 and encodes 976 amino acids. The transcript is spliced from 11 exons. Lineage: Eukaryota; Metazoa; Chordata; Lepidosauria; Squamata; Anolidae. Gene Ontology annotation, cellular component: cation channel complex; plasma membrane. Gene Ontology annotation, molecular function: protein binding; store-operated calcium channel activity; inositol 1,4,5 trisphosphate binding. The record is from RefSeq and is a predicted model, not a curated record.